AUGUCGGGUCGGCCCCAGAAGCUGGACGAAUUCGCGAGCUACUAUGCAACCUUCAGCCAGGUCAUGGCUGGCCGCGACAACAUCGAGCGCCGCUACACCAUUGUCAUCAGUAUGUACGAGAUGCUCACAGAGUACGGCGGCAAAAUACCGCCGGCCGAUCAGGUUACCCUGGACGACCUGAAGGAGGUUGUGGCGGGCUUCCAUCGGGCUCUUGGCGAGGCCGCCACCUGGGUGGAUGAGCGCAAACCCGCCAUGGUGCAUGCCCUGGGCAAGGCCAUCCGCGACGUGGUCGACCGGCUGCAGGACCUCUUCCACGAGCUCCGCAGUGGCAAGUACGAUGACGUUAACAGCACACCGGCGUCGGUCUUGGAGCAGCUGUCUGCUGCGACGGAUGCCUUCACCAUCAUCUCCGAGAAGGCCUCACGCUACCGCGGCUAUGAAGAGCUCUUCGGUCAGCAGCCCAGUCGCGGGCUGGACGAUGUGGAACAGGCGAACAAGGAGCUCACGGCGGCUCGCAACAAGUGGCAAGCACUGGCGGACUUCGAGCGCAGCAAGGAAACCUGGAUGACGUCCCCCUGCGCGGAGCUGGAUCCCGAGGCGGUGCAGGCCAAGGUCGACGAGCUUGCGCGCAACAACUACAAGAUGCUCAAGGCUCGCAAGGAGGACCCCGUGGCUGGCCGCCUCAAGGCGCAGCUGGAGGAAUUCCAGUCGGUGUUGCCGCUGCUGCAGGAGGUCGCAAACAAGGCCCUGGAGAAGCGCCACUGGGACCAAAUCCUCAAUAUCUUGGGCCGCCCUGGCGCCAUCAACUUCAACGUGCAAAACCUCCUGCAGUGGGGCGUUCUCAGCCACUUGGAAGCGGUAUCCAACAUUGGAGGUGUGGCCACCAAGGAGGCCUCCAUGCUCAAGACGCUGGAUAAGAUGGAGGCCGAGUGGAAUGGACUCGAGUUCCGCGUGCUACCGUAUAAAGAUACCGGUGCAUUCAUCUUGGGUGGUACGGAUGAGAUCCAGACGGUGCUGGAUGAUCAGAUCGUCAAGAUUCAGGCCAUGAACGCGUCGCCCUUCGUGAAGCCCUUCAAGGAGCGUGCAUCCGCGUGGGAGUCUACACUGCAAAACCUGCAGGACAUGCUGGACAACUGGCUCAAAUGUCAGGCCACAUGGCUGUACCUGGAGCCCAUCUUCAGCUCCGACGACAUUGUCAAGCAGAUGCCAGGGGAGGGAGACAAGUUCAGGUGA
Volvox carteri f. nagariensis is the source of this 1233-nucleotide messenger RNA. RefSeq names its product dynein heavy chain 5. The record is from RefSeq and is a predicted model, not a curated record. Gene Ontology annotation, biological process: microtubule-based movement. Gene Ontology annotation, cellular component: dynein complex. The transcript has 10 exons. Lineage: Eukaryota; Viridiplantae; Chlorophyta; Chlorophyceae; Chlamydomonadales; Volvocaceae. Gene Ontology annotation, molecular function: minus-end-directed microtubule motor activity; dynein light intermediate chain binding; dynein intermediate chain binding. Bases 1 to 1233 code for a protein of 410 amino acids.